GAUCUUCUUUUCGCCGCCGGAGAAUGAUCGCCGCCGUUAGAGCAGCGAUUCUCAAGCCGCAAGCCAAUCCUUCUCACCUCAAUACUGCCUUUUUCCAUUCUACUCCCAUCCUACAACGCAAUCAUCAAUCCAAUUCAAAAGCUCGAAACAGGAGCUCUGGAAGAAAUAGGGCAAAGCCAGACUUACGUCGCAAUGUGAAUGCUUUUGCAGAACAUUUAUUUGGGAUUUGGAGUGAUGGGUUUGAUUACUCUGGUAAGCACGCCUCGUGGUUUGAAAAACAGUACUCAAGGGUUUGCAAAAGAAACCGGAUUGGUAGACACAUCCCUCAUAGUUUGGAUAAAAGUUGUUUUGAUUUCUGCGGAGUUGAUGAGGGAUCUGAAAUCGAAUACUUUAUACGGACUACAUUGGGUGGAUCCAGGGGUUUCUCUUGCUCAUUCACACAUAAAGAGAGCAAAUCUCGAUGGAGAUCCCGAGAUUUCUCUGGUUCAAACACCCAUGAAGAGGGGGAAACUCGCUCGUGGAGGUAUUCUUCUAACAGUUCUGGACGAUCUUGGGGCUCGAGACGACGAUUAGAUCAAGACGAAGAUAAACAAGAACAAGACGACGGAUAUACUUCAACAGAAUUCAGCGACUUAGGCUCAAACCAAGAGUCUCAUAGACAGGAACUUGGUCUGAGUUCCUCAGGUCCCUUAAAUCUUGAAGAUGUCAAAAAUGCAUACCGAGCUUGUGCAUUAAGAUGGCAUCCAGAUCGUCACCACGACUCUACCAAGAAUGCAGCCGAGGAAAAAUUCAAGCUCUGCACUGUGGCAUAUCAAUCGUUAUGCGAAAAGCUUGCCAUGAACUAAUAGGAUAGUUUAUCUCCUCGGGUUUUUGAAUGUACACUGUGAUAAGAGUUGGAUAGGGUUUAUCGACUCACCGGGUGCCUUGGUCAGAGUGAGUCAUAUUUAAACUCAGCUUUGGUCCAGUAAUUCUUGUGUUAACAAUGGCAGAUUGUAGAAGCCUCCAUUUGUUGAUAGCUACUUUCAGAA
Molecule: messenger RNA, 1028 nt
Organism: Eutrema salsugineum
Lineage: Eukaryota; Viridiplantae; Streptophyta; Magnoliopsida; Brassicales; Brassicaceae
Exons: 6
Coding region: 24-845 (273 amino acids)
Source: RefSeq, a predicted model, not a curated record